ACGCACGUGGGUAGCUUUUCCGUGAAGAGCAGUUUCACUUUGAAAGCAUGGAUCACACCAGAAAUGACUACAUAUUCCAAAAAACAUUUUGUCCCUAGCCGGGUGACGUGUUUUCAAAAUACACGGAGUUAGUCGAUGACUUUUAUUUUGUUUUAAAACUAGUUAAUAACUUCCAGUGAUAAUUAAACUAUAGUAACGUAAGCAUGAGGACGAGGAACCUCUUGACCAAAGCAGGUGUUUUGGGCUCGGUGUCCAUGGCGUUUGGAUCCAUGCUCUGGUCUCAUAAGAAGACAGAACCAACCCAGACGGAUUCGGUUUCGGCCCCCUCAUGCAAGGAACCACCUUUUCCUUACGAGCUCAAACUCGUACAAGUCCUGUUCCGCCACGGAGCCCGAACCCCGCUGAAGUCUAUACCAGGCAUCAUGGAGGCCCAGUGGGUGCCUAACCUCCUGGAACCCCCAGCACACACACAGAUCAACUAUGUGGUGACAGACCUGGAAGGAGGUCCACGGCCCUCCUCACCGGUGGAGGACAGCUACCGGGCCAACAUACUGACGGGGGGUACGUACCCAGGUCAGCUGACCACUGUGGGCAUGCAACAGCUGUAUGAGCUGGGAGAGAGGCUGAGGAAGAGAUACAUCCAGGACACAGCCUUCCUCAACCCCACCUUCAGCCCUACAGAGGUUUAUGUGCGUUCCACUAACAUUGUGAGAACCAUAGAGUCUGCCAAGUGCCUGGUGGCAGGGCUGUUCUAUCAAAGCCAGAGAGACAUGGUUCCCAUUCUGACGACUGAGGCAGAGUCAGAGAUCCUGUACCCUAACUACCAUGGAUGCAGACUGCUCAAACUCCUCAGCGGUCAUCGCUGGGCGGAGUCAUCCACUCUGCCAGACAUUGCUGCGGACCUGAGGAGCAUCAAGAGUGCUCUGGGCAUCGCUGCCCAACAACGGGUUGACUUCAUCCUCAUCAGGGACGACAUGGUGGCAAGAGAGACCCACGGCCUACCCUGCCCACCAGUCCUUGACUCCUGGAGAAACACAGUGGAGCGGAGAGCUGUGGAGAUGAUCUACCACAUCUACGAACCCAGCAAGAGGGAGAACCUGCAGCUGUGUGUGGGUCCCCUCCUGCGUGUCCUAAUGGGCAACAUAGAAGAUAAACUACAGGACACAACCUCAGAGCCCAACAGGAAGCUCUUCCUGUACUCUGUCCACGACACCACUCUGAUACCCUGUCUCAUGGCUCUGGGGAUUUUUGACAUGCGAUGGCCACCAUACGCUUCAGACAUCACCCUGGAGCUGCACCAGCACCGGCAGACCAAAGAGGCCUUCGUCAAAGUGUCCUACAUUGGCCAGGACCAGUUGGUUCCAGGCUGUAGUGGAGUCUACUGCCCCCUGCAGGAGUUCAAGCAGGCCCUCUCCAACUACUCACUGACCUUUGAGCUCUACGAGUCACUCUGCAACCGCACAAAGGGCGUGGAUGAACCCUGAGGUUUCUGCGACCCCCAGCUCUACCCCAUGCACUCACUGUUACCAGCCACCGUGUUUACAUCCCACCAGAGACUUCCACUCUCCAGCCCUAGCCUAGCCAGUGUAUUACAACAGAGGUUUUCAAAGUGUGGGUAUGCGGUUGUCUUAAUGCUCAUUGACGGGAGGCCCACUGUCUCAAACUUUGAAAACAGGCUGUAUGACAGUACAAACUGUGUGUUAGGAUACCUCACUGUCUAAACGCACAAAUAUAGCUUCACUGUCAAAGUGUAUAACUGGCUUUGAAACCACAUCCAGCUGAUUUACAUUUACAUUUAAGUCAUUUAGCAGACGCUCUUAUCCAGAGCGACUUACAAAUUGGGCUGAUAUCAGGGCAGUGGGCAUCCUGUGUGUUACUGCUCAUACUGGUUAAGAUGAAGAGUUUUACUUAGAGGUCUUAAUUUUUGAAAUGAUCUGGUAAUAUAUUCUGCCUUAAAAAUAAGUGUGUUACCAAUUUAUAUUCAUACGUUUACAUUCUGUGACUACUAUGCACACAGCAAUGUGUAUUUACUGUAUAAAUUCAGUAUAUCUGAUUACUUUAUGCACAGCACUGUAAAUUAUAGUGCACCAGAUUCUAACUAGCUGAAAUAUGUUCUGGCUUUGUUGCUUUUAGAGUGAACUAAAUUUCUUCAUAUCAAACUGCAAUCUUUUCCUCAGGGGAAAACCAAGCACAUCAUGUUCAUAAACCAAGGGAACCAAAAUGUGUGUGUGUGUGUGUGCACGUUUACCCACUCCAAAUCAUUCAUUUUAGAACCUGUUAAAAGGGAAUCACUGCUAAAAGUCUGUCGUGAGUGAAACACUAGGUGCUGCCUUUUAGGAUUGUAUUGUGUAUAAAUGAAAUGCAUGGACCUAUGAGCAAAUAUACACCCCCACACUGGAGUGAUUUAAUUUGCUUGUUAGUUGUAUGUUUAUCAUGGAGAGUUGCCCUGAAAUUCUUUGCCUUUGCUUUGGAGUGGUGGAGAGUAAUAAAAGAGUUGGUCAAGGCUCUCA
Messenger RNA from Oncorhynchus nerka (sockeye salmon), 2510 nucleotides. Its product is annotated as lysophosphatidic acid phosphatase type 6-like. NCBI's taxonomy places the organism in Eukaryota, Metazoa, Chordata, Actinopteri, Salmoniformes, Salmonidae. The coding region runs from base 204 to 1484 and encodes 426 amino acids. Gene Ontology annotation, biological process: dephosphorylation; lysobisphosphatidic acid metabolic process. The transcript has 11 exons. Gene Ontology annotation, molecular function: lysophosphatidic acid phosphatase activity. Gene Ontology annotation, cellular component: mitochondrion. The record is from RefSeq and is a predicted model, not a curated record.